This is a messenger RNA of Fonsecaea nubica, 777 nucleotides long. RefSeq lists its product as hypothetical. The coding region runs from base 1 to 777 and encodes 258 amino acids. The transcript has a single exon. Lineage: Eukaryota; Fungi; Ascomycota; Eurotiomycetes; Chaetothyriales; Herpotrichiellaceae. The record is from RefSeq and is a predicted model, not a curated record.
AUGGCUCGGAUACUGAUAACAGGCUCAUCAGACGGUUUAGGUUCCCUCACUGCCCGUGCACUGGUCCAGAGAGGGCAUUCCGUGGUCCUUCAUGCGAGAAACGACCGACGAGCCCAAGAUGCGAGGGCUGCUUGUCCUGGCGCCGAGACAUGUGUUGUCGCCGAUCUCUCCGACAUUGCACAGACCAAAACCAUGGCUCAAGACAUCAACAAGCUUGGCGCUUUUGACGCGGUAAUCCAUAAUGCUGGCCUUUAUACAGGUCCCUACCGAAGGACCAAGGAGGGUUGGCCCAGUAUCUUUGCGGUCAACACUCUAAGCCCCUAUAUCCUUACCUGCCUCAUCGAUCCUAAGCCACAGCGACUCGUGUUCGUGUCAUCUGGCCUUCACAGUGGUGGCGACCCUGCGUGUAAAGAUAUCACAUGGCAAGAGCGUGGAGAAAAAGGCUUCAGAGAUUUCCAAGCGUACUCGGAUACCAAACUGCAUGAUAUCCUCCUGUCCUGUUUCUUUGCAAGGAGAUGGCCUGAUGUGAAGAGCAACUCGCUCGACCCGGGCUGGGUGGCUACUAAGAUGGGGGGCGCUGGGGCAACAGGAGACAUCAAUGCUGCAGUUGAUACCUACGUGAUGUUGGCAGAAGGAAUUGGUGAGGCCAAGGAUGUCUCUGGCAAAUACUGGUUUCAUUGCAAGAUAAGAUCGCCCAAGAGAGAAGCAACUGCUGAGGCUGUUCAGGACAAUCUCAUUCGACAGUUGGAAGAGCUCACGGGGGUUCAACCUGACUAA